Messenger RNA from Exophiala viscosa, 1342 nucleotides. RefSeq names its product mannan polymerase II complex MNN11 subunit. Gene Ontology annotation, biological process: protein N-linked glycosylation. The record is from RefSeq and is a predicted model, not a curated record. Gene Ontology annotation, molecular function: alpha-1,6-mannosyltransferase activity. Bases 206 to 1321 code for a protein of 371 amino acids. Gene Ontology annotation, cellular component: mannan polymerase complex; Golgi membrane. The transcript has 2 exons. NCBI's taxonomy places the organism in Eukaryota, Fungi, Ascomycota, Eurotiomycetes, Chaetothyriales, Herpotrichiellaceae.
AAAAUGAAUGGACACUUUGUUGACAGGUCAAGUAGCGGCGGUUCUUUUGGCUGCGGUCGGGUGCAGGUGUCCGUCACAUUAAGUUUCCAUUCCUCUCUCCUGGACUCAGGAGACACCGAUUCCAUGCCACAACUGGCCUCAAAGAAAACGAUGGUGCAUCCCAGGUCUGCCGAUUGAGAAGUCUUCCCCGUCUACGCCAUACAAAAUGCACUUCGCGUUGCCGUCCAAGACCUCUCAUCCCCCUUAUGCGCGUGGCAGUACCGCCGCGUCCGCAAACUUAAGACGUCAGAAGCAGGUCCAAGUAGUUGGCUGCGUGGUACUAGGACUGCUAACGUUCUACCUCGCACUCAAGUCAAUACUAUAUCUGACUGCGUCGGGAGAGAUCGAAGACGGCGUCGCUGCGAUCGAGGGUCGUCAAGACAUCGUGGUCGUUACGGUCUUCGACAACAAUACCAUGAGCGAGGACUACAUACGACUUGUGAAAGCGAAUCGGGAAGAUUAUGCUGCACGCCAUGGAUACAAGAACUUCUACACCAAUGUGACCACCUACCACGGCCUCAUCCAGCCCGCUCCCCCUUCAUGGUCAGUCAUACCAGCAUUACGGCAUGCCUUGACAGCGCAUCUGUCAAGUACGUGGUUUUGGCUCUUGUCUGCGGAUGCCCUCAUCACCAACCCCUCGCUCUCACUCGAGUCGCAUAUACUGCAACCCCUUGAGUCCCUCAUGCUCAAGGACAUUCCAGUCGUACCACCCGACUCGGUCAUACACACGUUUUCCCACUUGAAGCCGUCUCGCACGCACCUGAUCUUGUCUCAAGAUAUGGACAAUCUGGCUCACACAUCUCUCCUUUUACGCAAUACCCCCUUCACGACCGCAACUCCAGACAAUUGGGCUCAGUACUUUCUGGAUGCCUGGUUUGAUCCUUUAUAUCGUGCCUACCAAUUUCAGAAAGCCGAAAACCACGCGCUGGAGCAUCUCGUACAGUGGCAUCCUACAGUCCUUGCCAAGCUGGUGCUGAUUGAGCAGCGACGCUUCAAUUCGUACAAUUUUGCGACUCCGCCAAUUCGAGACGAGACAGGUUCACUUCGUACACAUGACAGUAUGUGGCAAGCAGGAGAUUUUGUUGUGAACCUGAAGGACUGCAGGGAGGGCGCCAAGCGCGGCUGCGAGGAAGAGAUGUGGGAAUACUUCACUAAAUGGGAGAAAGAGGUGGAAAAGUUGGACGGGAAGCGACCCGAGCACAACCUUGGACCUCCCAAACCCAUUCCGAAGCCUGUAAAGGAAGGGAGCAAAAAAGCGAAUAUCAUGCAUGAGAGUGAUUGAAAUGGACAUGUUCGGUCAUCG